ACUCCCCCAACUCCAACUAAAAAAAAAUCUGCAAAGAGAAUGAGAAUAAAGAGUUGGAGAAACACUUCUUCUAUUCUACUUGCUUGUGUCGUUAACAAUAGAACAAGCCGUCUAUUUUCUGACACACCUCUGUCCAAACAAAACUUCUCUCUCUCUCUCUCUCUCUCUCUCUCUCUCUCUCUCUCUCUCUCUCUCUCUCUCUCUCUCUCUCUCUCUCUCUCUCUCCCCAUAAUAAUAAUAUAAGCGCGUCACCCUCAUGAAAAUGUAACGUACUCCAUGGUUUCAUUUCAUAUGUGAUAGUAACUCUCUCUCCCACCCUUUUCUUUCUCUCUUUUUCUCAUCAUCUCAAUGGCCAAUUCUUCAUCAUUUUUAUCAAUUCUUUUUCAGAAUUGCACCUCCAAGAAACCCAAUAAACCAUUCCCAAGACUCUACUUUCUCACCUUCACCAUCUUCCUCUGCACUUUCUUUUACUUUCUUGGUCUCUGGCAAAACUCCACCACCACCAUCACCUCCGCCGCCAAAAAUCAAUACUCCACCGCCACCACCACCAUCAUCCGUCCUAAUUGCCCACAAACCAAUUUCACCUCAACAUCCACCCCUUCCACCGCUCUCGAUUUCUCAGCACACCACCACGUCGACAUACCGGAACAAACCACAGCGCGUGUAAAUCACGCUCCGGUAUGCGAUGUUUCACUCUCGGAGUACACUCCCUGUGAGGAUGUGCAGAGGUCGCUGAAAUUCCCACGGGAGAAUUUAGUCUAUCGUGAGAGACACUGUCCGGAAAAAAACGAGAUUCUCCGGUGUCGUAUUCCGGCGCCGUUUGGUUACCGUGUUCCGCCACGGUGGCCGGAGAGCCGUGAUUGGGCUUGGUAUGCUAAUGUGCCACAUAAAGAAUUGACUAUUGAGAAAAAAAACCAGAAUUGGGUUCAUUUCGAAGGUGACCGGUUCAGAUUUCCUGGUGGUGGGACCAUGUUUCCACGUGGCGCUGGUGCGUACAUUGAUGAUAUCGGAAAACUCAUCAACCUUAAAGAUGGAUCCAUUCGAACCGCUUUAGAUACCGGUUGUGGGGUUGCAAGUUGGGGAGCUUAUCUUUUGCCACGUAACAUAAUAGCAGUGUCAUUUGCACCAAGAGAUACACAUGAAGCUCAAGUUCAAUUUGCUCUUGAACGAGGAGUUCCAGCUUUGAUUGGUGUUAUUGCCUCAAUUAGGCUUCCUUACCCUUCAAGAUCCUUUGACAUGGCUCAUUGUUCACGUUGCCUCAUUCCUUGGGGUCAAAAUGAGGGAAUUUAUUUGGCUGAAGUUGAUAGAGUGCUACGUCCUGGAGGGUAUUGGAUUCUAUCAGGGCCACCAAUAAACUGGGAGACCCAUUGGAAAGGAUGGGAGAGAACUAGGGAGAGUCUAAAUGAAGAACAGAAUUCAAUUGAGAGAGUGGCUAAGAGUCUAUGUUGGAAAAAAUUUGUACAGAAGGGUGACAUUGCAAUAUGGCAAAAACCUACUAAUCAUAUACAUUGCAAAAUUACAAGAAAGGUCUUCAAGAAUAGACCUUUUUGUAGAGCAGAGGAUCCUGACUCAGCAUGGUACACCAAAAUGGAUACAUGCUUGACACCACUACCUGAGGUAACUGACAUAAAAGAUAUUAGUGGUGGAAGAUUAUCUAAUUGGCCUGAGAGACUAACGUCAAUUCCACCAAGGAUUAGCAGUGGAAGUUUGAAAGGAAUCACAGCUGAGAUGUUCAAUGAAAAUACUGAAUUAUGGAAGAAGAGAGUUGCAUAUUACAAGACAAUUGAUUAUCAGCUAGCAGAGCCCGGGAGAUUCCGUAAUUUGCUUGAUAUGAAUGCUUACUUGGGAGGCUUUGCAGCUGCAAUGAUAGAUGAUCCUGUUUGGGUCAUGAAUGUUGUUCCGGUCGAGGCUGAGAUUAACACACUUGGUGUCGUUUUUGAACGCGGAUUGAUUGGAACAUAUCAGAACUGGUGUGAAGCCAUGUCCACUUACCCUCGAACUUAUGACUUCAUACAUGCCGAUUCUGUUUUUAGCCUAUACGAAAACAGAUGUAAUAUAGAGGACAUUCUUCUUGAGAUGGAUAGGAUUUUGAGGCCACAAGGGAGUGUGAUAUUGCGCGACGAUGUGGAUGUGUUGUUAAAGGUAAAGAGAGUUGUAGAUGCAAUGCAAUGGGAUGCUAGAAUUGCAGACCAUGAAAAAGGACCACACCAAAGAGAAAAAAUACUAAUAGCAGUGAAGAAAUAUUGGACAGCAGCAGCACCUGAACAAAAUCAACAGAGAAAGCUAUAAUUUGAUUUUCAUUUUGGUCAUAAAGAUUUGUGCAUUUUUUUUCUUCUUCUUUUUCAGUUUUUCUCAUGUCAAGAUAAGUUUUCAGGAAUUUUCAUUCUUUUCCAACCCAGUUUAUAAUGUGGGUGGUUUGCAAAUUGAAAUUUUCAUUAUAGCAAAUUAUUGACCCCAAAAAAUUGUUUGGGGCUUAUCUAUCUAAUGAAAAAUUGACUGAUUGUGAGGUAAAUCAAAUGAUCUUGGAUUCAAUUCCCUUGUCA
This is a messenger RNA of Trifolium pratense (red clover), 2543 nucleotides long. Its product is annotated as probable methyltransferase PMT15. Lineage: Eukaryota; Viridiplantae; Streptophyta; Magnoliopsida; Fabales; Fabaceae. Gene Ontology annotation, molecular function: methyltransferase activity. Gene Ontology annotation, cellular component: cytoplasm; endosome; trans-Golgi network. The coding region runs from base 349 to 2289 and encodes 646 amino acids. The transcript has 6 exons. The record is from RefSeq and is a predicted model, not a curated record.